Molecule: messenger RNA, 2145 nt
Organism: Tetranychus urticae (two-spotted spider mite)
Lineage: Eukaryota; Metazoa; Arthropoda; Arachnida; Trombidiformes; Tetranychidae
Product: polypeptide N-acetylgalactosaminyltransferase 35A-like
Biological process (GO): regulation of Notch signaling pathway; protein O-linked glycosylation
Cellular component (GO): Golgi apparatus
Molecular function (GO): Notch binding; polypeptide N-acetylgalactosaminyltransferase activity
Source: RefSeq, a predicted model, not a curated record
UAUAGUCGAUAAACAGUUGGGUCACCUGAGUUGGCUGAUUCUAUUUGAUCAGCUGUUGAGUCCAUUUGUCAAUAUCAAAUAAUUUAUUUUAAUUUGUCUGUAUUUACCUGAAUCUCAUUAUAUAUCAUGAUAUGGCCUUAAUCACAAUAAGAGGAUUCUUCAUUGGAAUCCUGAGUGUAACCUCCUUUGCUUUACUUAUUUUUCUUUAUAUUUCACCGCCAAUCCGACUAGAACGUCAUUCACCAAUCAUUCAAACAUCGCCAAGAACACCAAGAAAAACUGUGAUUAAUGAAGGAAAUGAGUCCAUCAAAGCGGAUCUGGAGAGGAGAUCAAAUUUGAUCAACGAUGAUCCAAUAGAUGAUGUAGUUCCCAAAAAAGUUAUUCCAAAAGUGGCUACUCAAUCGUUCAUGUCAAUGGAUUUAUCUGUGAAUGAAACGAACUUCUUGAAAUUACAUAUUUUAAAUAGUGAAGCUGAUCGUGAAUUGAAGAAAGAGGGGCUUAAAAAAUAUGCAUUCAAUUCUUUAAUCAGCGAUAAAAUCGGCGAAUUUCGUGACAUUCCUGAUACUCGUCACCAACUUUGUGCAAAUCAGACUUAUCAGACAGGUCUUCCACGCAGCUCAGUUAUUUUUUGUUUCUUCAAUGAGGCUUAUUCAGCACUCGUGCGGAGCGUGGCAAGUGUUUUGCAACGCACUCAAUCAGAGCUAAUCCAGGAAAUCAUUCUGGUAGACGAUUUUAGUGAUGAUGAAAAAUUCAUCGAGAAACUCGAGAAAAAAUUUGCAUCACAUGGAAACUUAUUUAAAUUUUUAAGAACGCCGGAGAGAGCUGGCUUAAUCCGAGCGAGGAUAUAUGGAUCCAAAUAUGCAUCAGGUGAUAUUUUGGUUUUUCUCGAUAGUCAUAUUGAAGUCAACGUAGACUGGCUCAGACCUUUGGUGCAAAGAAUUUACGAGGACAGAAAAGUCGUUGCAGUCCCAAUUAUCGAUGUAAUAAGUCAUCACACUUUUGAAUACACAGCAUCACCAUUGGUCCGAGGUGGUUUUAAUUGGGGAUUACACUUUAGAUGGGACUCGAUUCCUAGAAAUUUACUGAAAGAUAGUGAAGAUUAUGUAAAACCUAUUCCCACACCAACUAUGGCCGGAGGACUAUUUGCAAUGGAUCGACAAUAUUUCAAAGAGCUUGGUGAAUAUGAUCCUGGAAUGGAUAUUUGGGGAGGAGAAAAUCUUGAAAUAUCAUUCAGGGUCUGGAUGUGUGGUGGGUCCAUUGAAAUAAUACCCUGCUCGAGAGUGGGACAUGUUUUCAGGCAACGUAGGCCUUAUGGCUCACCAACUGGGGAAGAUACCUUAACCAAAAACUCUCUUCGAGAUGUUUGGAUGGAUGAUUAUAAGAAAUAUUACUAUGAAUUGAACAAAAAUGCAAAAGAAAUCGAUUAUGGAAAUAUUACCGACCGAAUCUCAUUACGGGAAAAAUUACAUUGUAAAUCCUUUGAAUGGUACCUGAAAAACAUUUAUCCUGAAUUAAAGCUUCCAGAGCAAGAUAAAAAGGAGGAUAAAAGUAAAAAGAAAUUAGAAAACCUGGAAAAAAAGUACAGUCAUUUGAAAGGUGUCUACAAUCUAGUCCGACGAACGUCUAAAAUUAAGGGAAUUUACCAAAUCAGUCUAUCUGGUUCCGAUUUGUGCAUUGAGUCUGAAAAGGCUGUUACUGUAAAGAAAACUCGGCUCAUAUUGAGAAAAUGUCAAGAAAGUAAAAGACAGAUUUGGUAUGAAAGUGAAAAGAAAGAGCUUCGACUGGCAAACAGAUUGUGUCUUGAUACUGAUGGAGAUACCACGUUUUUGGCCAAAUGCCAUGAACAUGGCGAAACACAGGAAUGGCAUCACUCUUCAAAGGAUAAUACUCCGUUUUAUAAUAUUGCUGUUGGUUCCUGUCUUGGUGUUCACAAAGCAACUGUCGACCAACCCAUAAUCAUGACAAUUUGUAAUAAUAAUGAAUCUCGUAAAUGGAAUCUCAUCGCAAUGUUUACCAACUAACCUAACAUAAUCUGAUUUAUUAUUUAUUAAUAUUUUAUACAAAAAAAAAUCCUGUUAUCUGUGAUAAUUUGUUUUCUAUCGUUAAAAAACUAUCGAUUUUAUUAAAUUUUAAUAAUUAAAUGUA